Messenger RNA from Rhopalosiphum padi (bird cherry-oat aphid), 1398 nucleotides. RefSeq names its product tigger transposable element-derived protein 4-like. Lineage: Eukaryota; Metazoa; Arthropoda; Insecta; Hemiptera; Aphididae. Gene Ontology annotation, cellular component: nucleus. The transcript is spliced from 4 exons. Gene Ontology annotation, molecular function: DNA binding. The record is from RefSeq and is a predicted model, not a curated record. The coding region runs from base 1 to 1398 and encodes 465 amino acids.
AUGGAAAAACGUAGUUUAAAGUCUCUAACUGUCGGUGAUAAAAUAAAAAUUAUUGAAGAAGUAAAAAAAGGAGUGAAACGCAAAAAAGAAAUCGCGAGUGAAUUCGGUAUUCCUGCUAGUACCUUAUCGACUAUAUUGAAGGAUAAAGAUAAAAUUUUCAAAGCAGUUGAAGAAGCCCCCUGCUUACCACGCCGGAAAAGAUUUAAAGCAUCAAGUUUCCCAGAAAUUGAGCAUGCUAUGACGGAAUGGAUAAAGCGAGUAAGAGAUUAUAAUUUACCUAUUUCAGGACCGUUAAUUCAAGAAAAAGCAGCAGAGUUCGCAAAAAAUUUAGGCCUCACAUUUCAAGCUAGUUCGGGUUGGCUGGAAAAAUUUAAAUUGAGGAACGGAAUAGUAGAAAAAAUCAUAUCAGGUGAGAAAUACGACUCUAAAGACAUUUUCAACGCAGAUGAAUUCGGUCUCUUUUUCAAGUGUACACCUGACAGAACUUUGACAUUUAAAGGAGAUACUUGUCACGGAGGAAAAAACAGUAAAGAACGUGUAACAGUCAUGGUAGGUGCUAAUAUGACUGGAACAGAAAAAUUAAAACUACUUGUAAUUGGAAAGUCAAAACAACCAAGGUGCUUCAAGAAAAAGAACGUGCAAUCGUUACCGGUCACAUACGCGUAUAACAAAAAAGCUUGGAUGUUAUCCACCAUUUAUGAAUCUUGGAUAUUUGAGUUAGAUAAAAGAUUUUUCAACGAUAAAAGAAAAGUGCUUCUCUUUGUCGAUAAUUGCCCUGCACAUCCAAAAACACUUUUGCAUGAACUAAAAGCAAUACGGGUAGUAUUUCUGCCACCAAACAUGACAUCUAAGUUACAGCCAAUGGAUCAAGGAAUCAUAAAAAACAUGAAGCAUCAUUAUCGAAAAAGUAUAAUGCAAAGAAAUUUGCGAAAAAUGGAUUCCGGACUUGAGAUAGAUGACAUAAAUCUUUUAGAAUCAAUUGAAUUACUGCAUAAAUCCUGGGGAGCAGUCACACAGUCCACGAUUGUAAAUUGUUUCCAUAAAGCUGGCUUUACAAACGAAAUCGAAGAAGUCGAACCAGUCGAAGAAGAAACUCCAAUUGAGUGGGAUCGAUACCAGCAGCUAUUUCCUGAGACUAAUACAGUUGAAUUCCAACAUUUUGUUGAGGUGGACUCUAGUGUUAUAACAACAUACUAUCCUACUGAUAAUGAAAUACUGAACGAUUUGAAAUUCCAAACGAGUCAAGCAUUAGAUAGUUUACAGGUUGUACGUAAGUACAUUCAAGAACAACAAGAAAUUGGAGACGAGAUUUUUUCCGCGCUAAACGUUAUUGAAAACUUUACAGAUAGGUCAAACAUUAAGAAACAAUCAAAAAUAUCUGAUUUCUUUAAAAAAUAG